This is a messenger RNA of Exophiala xenobiotica, 735 nucleotides long. RefSeq lists its product as uncharacterized. The transcript has a single exon. The coding region runs from base 158 to 487 and encodes 109 amino acids. Lineage: Eukaryota; Fungi; Ascomycota; Eurotiomycetes; Chaetothyriales; Herpotrichiellaceae. The record is from RefSeq and is a predicted model, not a curated record.
GGACUUUGCAACUGUCGGUAGCCACGUUUGACGAACUGUCUAUGAAGUACAGGGGGAGGCAACAGCACAGGAUGCAAAGGGAAAAACUGACUGCAGAGACUAUCACAUCCGUUCAAGUUGAAUAAAGUACCCAAUGUGGUGAGCACACGGCAGUGGCAUGGUAUGCUUCUGCCGUUCCAUGUCCACUUGUUCAUGGUAUACCCUUUCACUCGCCAGUCCUUCCUACGAAACGUGCCAUGAUCACCACUACGUUGAAGUUGCUCAAACAGGAAUAUCCCAGCUUUAUAAAUGCUCGUCCGCCAGCUAUUGGAUGGCUGGCACGGUCACACAAAGACGUCGUUUUCGCACACAGUGGCGGUGGAUUUGGCACAGUUUCGACUUCAAGGCCCAAAGAGAUGUACGAUUGAAGAGGGAAACGAUCCCUCUCACAAGGCACCUUGAGAAGAUCCGAGUCACUGAGAUGGCAAGUUUGUAUGCUCGAAGGUAACAAGACACCUCAUUGAGAGUAAUCUUGGGCCUGUCAAUUGUCAGUUUCGAGCAUCAUAAGCAUCAAUUUCAGCACAUCUUCGGCACAACAACAGUCAAUGAAAAGGCUGAGUUGCAAUUUGACAUCAGUGCUUGUUCAGGUAUCGACACAAAAGACUUUUCUGCUAGCCAUUCUUUGCUUCGCCAUUUUCGAAACGACAAAACGAGCAAUCCCGCGAAGGAAGCAAGAAAUAUAUGCUGAAUCACAUU